Molecule: messenger RNA, 2575 nt
Organism: Hypoxylon trugodes
Lineage: Eukaryota; Fungi; Ascomycota; Sordariomycetes; Xylariales; Hypoxylaceae
Product: Oxoglutarate and iron-dependent oxygenase degradation C-term-domain-containing protein
Exons: 2
Coding region: 319-2331 (670 amino acids)
Biological process (GO): regulation of translational termination; peptidyl-proline hydroxylation
Cellular component (GO): cytoplasm
Molecular function (GO): iron ion binding; peptidyl-proline dioxygenase activity; L-ascorbic acid binding
Source: RefSeq, a predicted model, not a curated record
AAACUAAAUGGUGGGUCAGGCGGGACGGGCGGUGAAGAUCACACAAGCUUCGAUGGGUUGAAACCUUGAGAGGAAGCUAAGAAGCUAAUAAGCUAAAGGAAGAAUAGGAUUAGUGCGGCCCGCUUUCUUUUUUUCUGCCGUUGGCUCUUCCGUUAUUGAAAAGUGCGACGAGGAAACCCGUCAUCAGUCGAUUUAGCAAAGUGGAAGCUACGGAUUCUGCCAACUUAUAGUUGUUAUAGUCUCUUUAAACUUCCUCAAGCUUCCUAAACUUUCAAUUUACAUAAUUCGUCACUAUAAAUCCCCAAUUGCCUUUCCACAAUGAAGCGCAAAGCCCAAUCGCAAGUUUCAGACCACAAACCCAUGAAGAAAAAGUCCAAAAUCUCAUUGAGCAAUGAGGAUGCCAAAAAGAGAUUUAGGAAGGGUCUCUUCGACAAGGACGUUUUAAAUAAAUAUACCCAGGGUUAUGCCAAAUCUACACCGUACAAGCACAGCGUUAUCCACGGGCUUAUUGACGAUACCCUACUACGAUCUGUCCGCGAGGAGAUCAAGAACAAUGUCUCCUUCACGCCCAAAGAAACGGAUAUCUACAAGAUCCACCAAUCCGGCGACCUUGCGAACCUUGACGGCUUGGACGACGAAGCUCUUGCUAAAUUGCCUUCCCUACUUGCCCUUCGAGACGCAAUGUACUCCCAGGCGUUCCGAGACUACGUCGCCCACAUCACUGGGUGCGGCGCCCUGAGCGGUAGGAAGACAGAUAUGGCCAUUAAUGUCUACACUCCGGGGUGCUAUCUCCUAUGUCACGACGACGUUAUCGGCAGCCGAAAAGUCAGCUACAUCCUCUACUUAACCGAUCCCGACAUCCCUUGGAAGGCCGAGUGGGGCGGCGCAUUAAGGCUGUUCCCCGUACGAAUGAUCAAGAACAAGGAUGGUCAAGUCGCGAAAACACCAUCGCCGGAUAUUUCUAAAGUAAUCCCACCCGCUUGGAACCAGCUGAGUUUCUUUGCCGUCCAACCCGGCGAGAGCUUCCACGAUGUUGAGGAGGUAUACCAUGCUCAAAGCAAGGAACAACUUGAAAAGGAGGGAGGCAGAGUCCGUAUGGCAAUCAGCGGUUGGUUCCACAUCCCACAAAUCGGAGAAGAUGGAUAUGUCGAGGGAGCCGAAGAGAAGUUGGCCAAGAACAGUGGCUUAAUGCAACUGCAAGGAAACCCAGAUCAGUACGACCUGCCACAACUCAACCCCGUCGCUGUUGAGCAACCGCAAUUGAGCUCCCAAGAGGAGUUCGACGAAGCCGACUUAGAAUUUUUACUCAAGUAUAUGGCCCCGACCUACCUCACACCCGACACCCUCGAGCAGAUCUCGGAACAAUUCGACGAAGAGUCGACUAUAACCUUGCCUAAUCUCUUAGGCAAGAAGUUUGCCAAGAAACUAAAGGACUACGUCGCUGCUCAAGAGAGUACACCCCUACCAGAAGACAGCACAGAAAUCGAAAAGGGUCCCUGGCGGGUCGCAAAGCCGCCUCAUAAGCACCGAUAUCUAUAUCUUCAAGCAGACGGCUCCAAGAAGAAGAAUGGAGCCGCAUCAACAGAAGAGUCGCCUAUUAAAGAACUAUUGGAGGAAUUCCUUCCAAGUUCGCAAUUCCGCCGAUGGUUACAGAUCGCCACCAAUUGUGUGAUCGAGAGCCAUGAUUUCGUCGCCCGGCGCUUCCGAAAAGGGAAGGACUACACACUUGCGACCGGGCACGAAGGCAAGCCGCGCUUAGAACUGUCUUUGGGCAUCACGCCGACUACUGGAUGGGGUGGCGAUGAUGACGAAGACGCCGAAAAGUCUGCCGCUGAAGAAGAAAACGGCGAGAGUGGUAAGUCUAACGGCAAAGCAAAGGGUAAGGCUAAGGCUACAGAAGCACCAACCAAGAACAAGAAGGGGAAGAAACAAGUCGAAGAGGAGGAAGAUGAAGAAGAACAGGAAGCGGGAGAAGUCGGCGGUCAUGAAGUAUACAUGGCCGGCGACGACGAUGCCGCGGACGAAGACGCUGCUAUAUAUAAGUCGGGUGGAGGUGAUGACGGCGACAAUAUCCUAUUCUUUGAAGCUGCUUCUUGGAAUAAAAUGUCCCUCGUCCUACGUGAUAGUGGCGCGCUUAAGUUCGUCAAGUACGUUAGCCGACGCGCCCCUGGUGAUAGGUGGGAUAUCUCUGGUACGUUCGAAGUUGAGGAGCCCGAGGACGAUGACGAAGAUGGUGAGGCACAAAAUGGUGAGAAUGGUGUCGGCGUGCUAGAUGAUACGGAAGAAGAAUGGAAUGGAUUCUCUUCUUCGUCAGAUAGUGAUUCCGACUAGGCUAUCUAUCUACAGCUAUCUAUAUGUGUAUAUGGAGGAGUCCCUAGUUCCUAGCUAAAAGGAGUGCAUGUUUGAGGAGUUAGAUACCAGAUGAUUGAUAAUGAUGAUGACAACUUUUUUCAACUUGAUUUAACAUUAUAUAUAUCAUUGAACGAACGCGCUCUAAAUGCGUCUUAGCUGAUGCUAAUGAUGAUACUGAUGCCAUGCUACCUGAUGAUCAGGCCAAAAAAACUCGUUUAAACCC